AUGCUGCGCUACACAAGGCUUGGCCGCAACAUGGGCCUUGGUGAUGCCUACGUGAAGAAAGUCUUUGACUCUGUCGCGCCCAAGUACGACAUGAUGAACGAUAUUCUCUCUUUAGGCAUUCACCGCAUGUGGAAGAAGCACUUUGUUGAGGAUUGUGUUUGCCCACUGCCAGGCGGCAAGUUCCUGGAUAUUGCGGGCGGUACGGGGGACAUUGCCUUUAGGAUCACUGACGCUAUCUGUGCCCGGGAGAAGUCGUUCGGGCUGGUGCCAAAGGCUCUCGAUGGCACGAAAGUGGUUGUGUGCGACAUUAACGCAAUGAUGCUGAAGGAGGGUGAGAAGCGUGCGGAGCGUGAGGGCUACAUGGACAUUGACUGGGUCUGCGCAAGUGGCGAGGAGCUUCCGUUCGAGGAUGAGGCAUUUGACAGCUGCACAGUAUCCUUUGGCAUCCGAAACUUCAGCGACAGACCAAAGGCGCUGCGCGAGGCUUUUCGUGUUCUCAAGGUAGGUGGUGCGCUAAACAUACUGGAGUUCAGUAAGGUGACUUGUCCGCUUUUGAGCAUUCCUUACGAUUUGUGGUCUUAUGGCUUUAUGCCGCAGGCGGGGCGCAUGUUGGCGGAUGAAGAGAGUUACCGCUAUUUGGUCGAUAGUAUUCGAGCUUUCCCGGACCAGGAGACGUUUGCGCAGGCGAUACGUGACGCUGGCUUUGGGUAUGUCCGCUAUGAGAAUUUGACUGGUGGCAUUGCUUGCAUCCAUACCGGGGUGAAGACCACCUCCAUACCGAUCGCCCCCCAAACUGGUUUUGACAUGUCACCUCCAAAGACUUCAGAGGUGACAUCUGAGGUGAAACCAGUGCCGAGCUCUGCAUAG
Messenger RNA from Leishmania braziliensis MHOM/BR/75/M2904, 867 nucleotides. Its product is annotated as putative ubiquinone biosynthesis methyltransferase. Gene Ontology annotation, biological process: ubiquinone biosynthetic process. The record is from RefSeq and is a predicted model, not a curated record. Bases 1 to 867 code for a protein of 288 amino acids. NCBI's taxonomy places the organism in Eukaryota, Euglenozoa, Kinetoplastea, Trypanosomatida, Trypanosomatidae. Gene Ontology annotation, molecular function: methyltransferase activity. The transcript has a single exon.